GCCAAGAUCAAGAGGUUCGCCAUGUUCUUCGCGGCAGAGCUGACGGGCUUCUGUGCAUUCCUUGGCGGGGUAGCCGCCCAGGAGGUAAUCAAGAAGACUGGCAAGUUCACGCCAAUUGUCAUUGGCCACAUGGGCGGCAUCACGCCUACGUUGGUGUGCGCGGAGGCAAAGAAGAUGCAGAACUUGGUCGCGGCGUGGCGCCGCAUCGUGAGGCUGCAGUAUCACAUUCCCGCAGCUCUGAAGCGCGCCAUGAAGCCGACCCCCGACUGCAGCGAGGAGCAGCACCAUGAAGACGCUGCCGACGACGUUGAUGAUGAUGCUAGUGGGAAGGCGAUCACGCUCGGCGGCCUCAGCUCAGACGAUGAUGACAGCCUCGUGAGCGUGCGCAGCGAGGCGAAUCGGUGCCGCAAGAACAUCGCCGCCCGCCUGGCCAAGAUGCAGUCUGCCGAUGACGAGAGCGACGGCGGUGACCAAUACGUGCUCGUGAAAGGUUGGGCGUUCAGGGUUUCAGACAGCUGCCCCGCCGCCUCGGUGGUCAGCAGCAAGAUUGGGGCCGCGGUGUACGUGUGGGACGACGGCGACAGAUGGAUGAGCGACCAGCUGUGCACAGAGGCGGCCAGGUGCGACCCCAACAUCAAGAAGGCGCCCGAGGUUGCGCCCGAGGCGCCAGCGGCGGCCGCCUCAGCCAAGGAGGGCGCGGCGGCCAAGAGCGCGGCGGCCAGCCCGCAGACAGCCAAGGAGGGCGCGGCGGCCAGCCCGAUGGCAGCCAAGGAGGGCGCGGCGGCCAAGGGCGCCUGGGGCGCGGCGGCCAGCCCGAUGGCAGCCAAGGAGGGCGCGGCGGCCGCCUCGGUCAAGAAGGGCGCGGCGGCCAAGGGCGCAGAGGGCGCGGCGGCCAAGGGCGCAGAGGGCGCGGCGGCCAGCCCGCAGGCAGCCAAGGAGGGCGCGGCGGUAAGCCCGCACGCAGCCAAGGAGGGCGCGUCGCCCGUCGACGCGGGCAAGGGCAGGGGCAGAGGCAGAGGCAGGGGCAAGAAGGCCCAUCAUGCCGACGGCGACGGCGGUGGGCUGAACGUUGGCGGCGAGGGCACGGGCAAGGGCAAGAGCAGGGGCAAGGGCAAGUGCAAGGCGGCGGGCAAGGGCGGCGAGGGUUGGCAUCAUCAGGCAGAGGCGGCGGCCGACCCAUCGCCCGUCCCAGCGGCGGGCGAUUGGAACGAGGGCGACGCAGACACGGUGAACGAGGAGCACGGCGACGGCUGGUGCGGCAGCAAGAUGGCCGCGGUGCUCCGAGAGAUCAAGGAGGCCCGCGAGCUGUGCGGCAAGCACGGCCAAUGGAAGGUUGGCAUCUCGCCGCGCCCGAAGAUCAACGGGUGGGAGUGCUUCGUGCGGAGCAAUGACGGCCAUAAGUGGACGAAGACCAGCAACGCGAAGAUCAAGGUGGCAGCGACGCUCAAGGGCACGGUUCUCUACGCGAACCAGUGGAUGGUCGAGAGGGUACAGGCUGAGGGUGCCGCGCGCGCCGAGUUGUUGGCGGCCGCUGGAGGCGAUGAUGGCAGCGGCGAGGUGGCGGCCGUCAACAUCAGCGACGACGAUGCGCAUCGGGAGGCCGCCAAGGGUGCGACGGGAGGCGCCGACGGCGUGAUGACCGACACGAUGCCUGACGACGUGAAGGAAGGCGCCGACGGUGCGAUGGCCGACGACAAGAUGCCUGACGACGUGAAGGAAGGCGCCGACGGCGCGAUGGCCGACGACAAGAUGCCCGACGACGUGAAGGGAGGCGCCGACGGCGCGGCGGUCGACGACAAGAUGGCAGACGGCGCGAAGGAGCACGUCGACGGGCUCUUCGAUGACGUGGUGCAGGAGAUCGACUGUUUCACCCAGCCCGAGGAGGGCGGCUUGCAUUCGACCCAGGUGGAGGACGCCACCGCGACCCAGUUCUUCGGCGUGGUCGAGAAUGAGGGGUCCGACCAGAAGCGCCGACGCUUGGGCGCCAAGUCCGCGGUGCCCGAGUCUUUCGCGGCUGCCCUCGCGCGCUCCGUGGCCACGGCGCAGCAUUGGUGGCGCGAUAGGUCAAUGCGCUCCAAGCGAGCCGAGGCGUCGCGCGACAGGAUGUUCAGCAGGCACAUGCAGGAGAUCGUGGACGAUGAUGGGGCGCCCCGCCAGAAGCUCUCUCCCGAGAUCAGCGAGUUCGUGCAGAAGUAUCAGAGCUCGAAGUGCAACACUGUGCUCUCGGGGGUGAAAGCCCAGCUGCGGGAGGUGUGGAACCGCUGCGACCGCGAUUUCGCCGCGGCUGGGACAGUCCUCAUCGCGAGGCAGGAGACUAGUACUGAGGGGCAGCGGCUGAACCCCAAGCAGCCCGCGGGUGUCCUCAAAUGCCCUGAGAUCGCAGAGAGGUUCCAAGAGUUCUGCAGGCGCAACCAGCUCGUGAAAUGGGACGAGAAGCAGCAAUCGAAGGUGUACUAUCAUACCAGAAAGUUGGAGACGUACGGCACCAGAAAGGAGGGCAUCAUCGAGACGGGCGGCAGCGCCAGCUCCAUGGCCGCCCAGCCGACGACCGCUGAUGAUGCGGACGAUGCCUACCAGUGCCAGGACGAGGAGGCCGAAGACGAGGAGUGGGACACCUCUGACUGGGAUAACUGGGAGACGGCCGAGAAGAAGACUAAGAGGAAAAAGAAAAAAGUGUCCGUCAGCGCGUCCACCACCGAGGCGUCAAGCCCAGUCAAGAAGCAGAAGAAGAAGAAGAUGAAGAAGCAUGGUAAGGACACACAGGACAAGGAGAAGGCCAAGAAGAGGAAGACCAGGGACGAUGAAAGUUCGGGCGAGACAGACCCGAAGAAGAAGAAGAAGCAGCAUAAGAAGAGCAAGAAGGAGCGCGACGAUGACUCGGACGGCCCCCCGAAGCAGAAGGACAAGAAGGAUGGUGAUGUGGACGCUCAAAAGAAGAAGGCCACACACGACAAGUUGAAGAGCAAGAAAGCCGACAAGACGUAUAAACAUCAGAAAGAAAAACACAACGAGAAGUCUGACGAGGAGCAGCCCACGCCGACGCAGAAGGUUAAGAAGUUGACAGUGGCGGCCAAAGCGAAGGCUGUGAUUCGCGGCCCCGAUCCCGAGGCUGACUAUCCUAAGCAACUCCGCGAUACGCUGCUGGGGUUAUUCUUCGCUGGCGAGAUGUCCGCAGCGCUACUCCUCAAGCUGCGCGUCUUAAUCGCCCGCUCGAAGGGGCUCGGCGUGGAGGACCUGGCGCGCGACAUGAGGCACAACAGGAAUGCUUCGCCAGCAGUGUACAAGCUCCUCGGCGGCACCGAGGUGGAACGCCAGCUGCUGCGCUACACGGAGAUUCCCUGCAACGCGUGCAAGGGCCGCACAGGGUCGCGGACUCUGGUGCCGUCUGUGCCUUUUUAUGAAGUUAUCUCGCGCUCGUUUGAGCGCGAGGAGGCGGCGCUUCUGAAGCACAGGGUUAAGCCCAACUUACUGUGCACCAAUUUCUACAGCCACGACGUUGUCAAGGAGGUCGGGCCUGAGCUCUGCAUACCUGGGCGGCUCUUCAUGGAUUAUGCGAAGCUCGAUGGCCAGGCGCCCGCGGCAAGUGGCUUCGGCUGCGCAGCUGCCCUGCGGCGCUACCUCUUGCGAGGCGGGGCGGCUGGCGACCUGUCGGGCGCAGCGGGCGACGCAUUCGCGAUUGCCGACAAGCCCCCGAACGAGAGGGAGGAAGCGGCCGUCGCGGACUGCGGCAUGCAGCAGGGCGCGUCGGCGCGCGACGCGAGUUUGAGAUUGGAGCAUUUCUUGUUCGAUUCGAUGCAUGUUGCUGACCUUGGUAUUCUUGCCUACUUCAUGGCAACGGUUUUGUGGUUGCUCGUUCGGCUUGGGUAUUUCGGCAAUUUCACGGAUGCGGACCAUGACGAGGUGGACGUUGCCAUGAGCGAUGCCUUGAAGCAGUACUAUAAAGCCAAGGGGGUUCCAGAUCGCGAGCGCCAGAUCGGGCUGAAGGUGCAGAUGCUCGCUGUUGACUGUGGGCAGGGCAUGGUGGAGUAUUACGCGAUCAUGAAGUCGCAGCCCCGCAACAUGGAAGAGUUAGCGUUGCUACAGUUGCAAGCCGUGGUCGAUCGGACCAUGAACGCAUGGAUCGCCACUGGCCGCAGCUGCCAGAUGAAGUGGCAUGUUUUCGGCAAGCACAUUGUCGACCAAGCCCGUUGGGCUGGCAACCCUGCGUGGUCCCACAAUUAUCGGGGCGAGUCUGAGAAUUUCGACACUCGGAAGAGGGCAGCCUCCACCAAUCGGACCAAGUUCGCUGUCAACAGCUUGGUCAAAUGGUACCUGUCAUACCUGCAGAAGCAGGCCCUGAUUGACGAGAUCGCGAGGCUCUUGCAGCAGCUGCGAGACGCAGAUGCGGCGCGCACCCAGGCACUGGAGAGCAAGGCUCAAGAGAUUCGUGCGCUGCACAUCGAGACUUACGAACUAGGCGAGGAGCUGGCCGCGAUGCGCAUCAUACUCAACCAAGUAGCGCCCGACAGGCUGGUUCAGCACGACCGCGAGUUCAGCGUCCAGAUGAGCUCCGUGCCCGCCCGCGCCGCGCAGCCCGGCGAUGCGGCCGCGGUCUGCGGCUCGGGCUUCAUGGAGGCUAUCAGGAAGCAGCGGGUCUUCAUGGUGGGCUGCGGGGCGCUCGGGUGCGAGUACAUGAAGGGCGUGGCAAUGAUGGGAGCCUGCUGCGCCCCUGGCUCCAAGCUUGUGGUCACCGACAUGGACAACAUCGAGGUGUCGAACCUCAGCCGCCAGUUCCUCUUCCGCCAGUCCGACGUGGGCGCCGCCAAGAGCACCUCGGCCGCGCGCGUCGUCAAAGGCUGGAACCCGGAGCUGCAGGUCGAGGCCCUGGAGAAGGGGGUCGGUGUGACCUCGGAGGACUUCUUCGACGACGAGUUCUGGUCCACCAAAGACCUCUGCUGGAACGCCCUGGACAACGUCGUGGCGCGAAGGUACACGGACCGCUGCUGUCUGUGGCACGGGCUGCCCCUGCUGGAGUCCGGGACGCUGGGCACCAAGUGCAACAGCGACGUCUUCUUGCCGGACCUGACCAAGAGCUACAACGACGGCGUGGAGACAGACGCUGGCGAGACACAGAUCGCCAUGUGCACCCUUCGUAGCUUCCCGUACCUGCCCCUGCACUGUAUCGAGUUCGCGAAGCAGGCUUUCUUCUCGGACCAGAUGGAGUUCGCCCCCCAGCAGUACGAGAUGUUCCGCAAGGACCCGGCUGGCUUCUUCGAGCAGCUGGACGCGAUGGGCGAGGCGGAGCAGUUCAAGGCUCUGAACAUGAUCAAAGGCUUCAUCGAGGUCCAGAAGGCAGCGCUACAGGGCUGUCAACAAAGCAUCUGUUUCGAUCUGACUGAGGAGGAGGAGGAGGCGCCCGUCGUGGGGAGGGACCUGGUGCACAACUGCGACCAGAUAGAGAAAAGCAGCGGCAAGCCGUUCUGGACGGGCACCAAGCGCAGGCCCAUCGAGGCGAAGUGGGACCCCAAGGCGCCGCCGGCAGAGGGCCUGGAGUACCUGUACGCCACCGCAAACUGCUACGCCUUCAUCUGGAAGGUGCCCUUCGUGCGCAACAGGGAGAAGUUCACGCAGAUUGUCCUCUCCCUGGCGCUGGAGGUGCCCACCUGGACACCCCCGAGCGAGACCAAGGUCGACACCGAGGAGGACGAUGGCGACAAGGUCGACCCGGCAGCCAUCGAGAAGCUGAAGGGGGAACUCUACGGCGUCGACCCGAGCGGCCUCCAGGAGCUGCAGGUGCACGACUUCGAGAAGGACGACGACACGAACUUCCACGUGGACUUCCUGACCGUCGGCACGAACAUGCGGGCGGCCAACUACGACAUCAAGCAGUCGGAGCGGGCCCACGUGAAGGUGACGGCUGGCCGCAUCAUCCCCGCCCUGGCGACGACCACGGCGAUGAUCUGCGGCCUCGUCGACGUGGAGUUCUUGAAGCUCGUCAAGGGCUUGCGGAAGGAGAAGGAUCCGCUGGACAAGUUCUACAACGCCAACAUCAACCUCGCCACUGGCUCGACGGCCAUGAACGUGUUCCGACCCGAGCCGGCCGUCAAGUUGCAGGAGUCGCGCCAUUUCUCGAUUAGUGUCUCCAUCUUCUUCGUAGCAUUGUAG
Messenger RNA from Prorocentrum cordatum, 6144 nucleotides. The record is from the annotation of a GenBank genome assembly. NCBI's taxonomy places the organism in Eukaryota, Dinophyceae, Prorocentrales, Prorocentraceae.